CGGGCCGGGCCGGGGGGAUGGAGGCGGGCAGCGGGCGGGAGGCGCGGGCCCGGCCGGGCUCUGAGGGGCUCUGAGGGGCGCAGGGCCGGGGGCUGAGGGCUGGGCUGGCCCGAGGGGACGCGCAGGGCCCUCGCACCGCCCGGAGCUCGCCUGAGGGCCAGAGGGAGAAAGUUCCUGGAGAAUUUGGGUUAUUGCAGAAAAGCAGCAGCGAUAAUUCGGGGAAAACUUGAAGCUUUUGACAUUCCCGCAUCUAGAGAUUAAAGCUCUUCCUCUGAAAAUAAGGAGCGACCACUGACAGCAGCAGCGCAGCGGAUUGUCUCUCCUCCAUCUAAUAGGUUAUGCAGUAAUGAUGGAGGCUUCGGAUGAGGAAGACUUCGGUGUAGCCAUCUCCUCCCCUUCUGAUGCGGAGUUUGAUGCAGUUGUUGGGAAUCUGGAGGAUAUUAUAAUGGAUGAUGAUUUCCAGUUAAUACAGAGGACUUUUAUGGAGAAGCACUACCAGGAGUUUGAUGACUCAGAAGAAAACAAGCUCAUCUAUACUUCUAUUUUUAAUGAAUAUAUCUCAUUAAUAGAGAAAUACAUUGAAGAAAAACUACUUGAUCGGAUUCCUGGUUUUAAUAUGACAGCUUUCACAAUGUCAUUGCAACAGCACAAAGACGAAAUGGCAGGUGAUAUAUUUGACAUGCUUCUCACAUUUACUGACUUCCUGGCUUUCAAAGAAAUGUUCUUGGAUUACAGAGCUGAAAAAGAAGGUCGAAGUCUGGAUUUAAGCAGCGGAUUAGUGGUGACAUCAUUAAACAAAUCAUCAAUAUCCUCCUCCUAGAACAGUUCAUGCACUACUUUCCUUUUCCAGAUGAGUGCUGCUGCCUUCAUUUGGACAUUAAAACACUAAAGGUCACAAGAAUCAAGGUGCUGUUACACGAUGAAAACUCUUUCAUCCUCCAGUCUCUGCUGUCACAUACCUGAUCCUAGAAACACGUUGGUAUUCAAUAACCACAGAAGAAAAUUUCAACCUUACCCCUGUAAUUAUUUUUAAUAAGCACAUAGUAUUUGUGUGCCGUUCUAAUUGUUGCACACAGUGAGAAGCUCAGCACACUGAGGACAAUAGAUAGGGCUGUACGUGUGUUUUAUGGGUUGACAUCUUAAUCAUCUUCCCAGAAGGCAGAACUUCUCAGAACCAAGAAGGCAGUGUGUCUGUCCAGCUCUUGAAAGGACAAAUGCAAAUACGUAAUGCUGAGUUUCUCCUUGUCAAUGCCUUUUUUUUUUAAACUUUAUAUGAUCUUGCGUGCUACAGCUUUCUAGCAGAGGAAUAUGUUUUAGUAUGUAGAUGUUCCAGCAUGAGACAGCCUCUCUGCUCUGUGAGAAUUGAUGUGCUAGUGUGCAAAUCUGUGCUCUUUGGCUAAAGUCUCAUCCUUAAUUUUUGAAGUUCUCUGGUUCACUUUUGUUCAGGCCCCAGCUGUUCUACACUGAAAAAAUAACCAUGAAAAAUCCAAAUCUGGCCUAUGUCUGUAGUUUCUUACCUUCUGUUUGGCAGUGGCAGAGCUGUGUUCGUUCUAGUACUGUAAGCAUGAUGGUAGAUUGGGCACAGCCAUGUUUACCAUCAUGUCAUUUACAGCGUUUGAUGCAAAUGCAUGCGUUUGCUCUUGAACUGUUGGCAACAUUAACAAAGCAACACAUUUUUCAACAUGAGUUGAAAAAUAGAUGAGUUGUUUGCUAGUGGAGCUGUAGCCUUAAGCCUGUCACAAAAUCCCAGCUGCAUCUCCGAUGGCGCUUGGAAUUAAAAUGUAUUUGGAGCUACAAUGAGCUGCUGUUCUUACGCUGUUCAGACACAUUAAGCAGCAGAUUAAUGACAUGCUCAGGCAAAGCAAGUCCAUCUUUAAAAGCAUGAGAGUAGAUAGAAACAUGGAGUGCAUGACCGAUGCCACAGGGGAGAUGCACUGCCGCAGUGGUGAAGGUGCUGGUUGGCAGCUGUUGCCUGAUGAGAACCUAGAUGGAGCUAAACUAUGGCCGGGCCAUUACCAGUUCUUGUUUGUGGACAGGAUGUCUACCAGAACAAAUGAGAUGAAAUCCUGUUGACCUCUGCCAGACAUUUCAAUGGUACUAAAACUAAAAAUGCAACUAAAACUAAACAUGUUCCUGACAUGUUUUACGGGAGAUAUUUUUUCUUCUUUUUCUGUUACAAUUGCUCUAGAUGAUUAUGUAAAAUAACAGCAGUCUGAAUGAGUACCUCAGACAGUUCCUUAUUGGAGGGAGUUUGUUGUAUUUUAAGCAAGUUCUCUUGUAAUUGUCAUGGUUGAAUUCAUAUAUUGACGGGAACUUGUCUCAGUGUUAACUGUAUACCAAAGUCACUAUUCACCAUUUCACAAAAGUGUGGUGCUUCAUUUCUUGCUCCUGAUAAAUCUGUACUAUUCUGCUUUCUUAACUCACCAAUUCACAAUUUAGCAUUUUCAGAUUAAUUUAUUUUGUGAAGUAACAUAAGUAGCAUGUUAAAAUAGCUUUACCAGCUUAGUUGUGAGGUGGGGGUGUAGUUAAACUUUCUGUAUUAUGAAGGUUUUUCACAACCAAAUAUUCAUGCUGUUUGUAGGUAUUCGGGUCUAUCGAUAACAACUCAUAAUGAAAUUUUUUGUUGUUGCUCCUUUUUCAAUUUUAGACCACAGUCUUCACCACAAAAGUUUGCAACAAAACUCCCCCAGUUUGAGUGGAGCCAUUCAGACCAAAUCCUUUCUGCUUCUAUACUGCUCUUCUACAUGUGAAGAAUAUACUCUGUAUUUCUCAUCUCUCUGUGACGCUUCCAUGACUGGUCUCUGCCUCGAUGUGUUUUCCAUCAGGCAGAGGGUCUUUUUUAAGAGAUUAAAUUUCUAUAUAUGAUGGAC
This is a messenger RNA of Anas platyrhynchos (mallard), 2870 nucleotides long. RefSeq names its product ARF like GTPase 2 binding protein (gene ARL2BP). Lineage: Eukaryota; Metazoa; Chordata; Aves; Anseriformes; Anatidae. The record is from RefSeq and is a predicted model, not a curated record. Gene Ontology annotation, cellular component: mitochondrial intermembrane space. Gene Ontology annotation, biological process: positive regulation of tyrosine phosphorylation of STAT protein; maintenance of protein location in nucleus.